Molecule: messenger RNA, 919 nt
Organism: Cryptococcus deneoformans JEC21
Lineage: Eukaryota; Fungi; Basidiomycota; Tremellomycetes; Tremellales; Cryptococcaceae
Product: expressed protein
Exons: 3
Coding region: 89-694 (201 amino acids)
Source: RefSeq, a predicted model, not a curated record
AUCCUUCCUGUCUGCACCUCUUAUUGCUUUCUCACAACAUCACUCCAACCAGCCAAUAAACACAACAACUACUCUGACGCCUGCCAUCAUGACUAGGACUGAGCGCAACCAAUACCCCGCUGCCGUCCUCAAGGACCGUCAUUCCCGCACUGGUCUCGACAAGACCCAGUGGAACCACAAGAACGGCGAUGGCGCCCAUAACUGGGGAUCUACCGCCCGUAAAGGCGAUGACGAAGCUUCCGGCCGUCUUGACGGUGAGGCCGAGGCUGAAGCCGCUCUAGACGAACUCCCGUCUUCCGACGUUUUUGACCUCGAUGAAGAGAUCAAUGAUCCUGUCGGUGCGAUGCCUGUCACCGACUCUGGCAAUGACUUUAAGCCGAUGGACCUUGGCAAAAGAGGGAGUAUCCAGGGCCAGAGUAAUAUUGCUACCAGCCCCACCGAUAGUAUGAGCAGCCUUGACUCUGGCGACAGGCCUGGGAUGGGGAGGAGGAUGAGUGCGGUGAGUGAUGAAGAGAGAGAGAAGAUGAGGCUCUAUAGGGAGGGUGUCCUCCACAAGAAGCAGGGCGUCGACUUGGCCCACAUCGCUAGKUCCUCGCACGGUAUCGCCAUKUCGCCUCCCACCAACAGCUACCUCGGCCCUKUCAGCCCUUCCAACMCCAGGUAUGGUUUCAAUUUUGUAAGUGUUCAACUUUAGCACCUCUUUACUCUUAUUAAUACAAUAUAGAACAAGUAAAAUGUUGUAUCAUUAUAUAUGUCGAGCCGGUACUCGACCCCACCAAUGUGCAUUUAGUCUUUUGAUGUUGUGUCCCCGCGCUCAGAAAAUGUUGAUUAGCCUUUAUAUCAGAAACCCUCACGUUGUAGGAUAGUCAGUCGCAGCAAUGCCGGAGCGUUUGUAGUAAAUGUGACCAGGAAAGAUUUA